GUGAUGUCUGCGGAAAAGUAUGGAACAACUCGUUCCGAAAGACUGCCCUUACACCGAGUCGACCUAGAUUCUAGAUUGUAUCUUUUGUAAACAGUUUAGAUUUAUGUAGACUAGUCUGGAUCUAUUGGGAACACACUGUGAUACGAAACUCUUAUUGCAUUUCAUUGCCUUCAUGUCUGGUUUGAAUAACUUUUAAGUCAUGAAGGCUGCGUUGCCAGUCUUUCUACUCCUAGCUGUUCUGCAAGAUGUCUCCAGAGUUAAAGGCAUCAAGAUGACUGACUGCAGUAACUGCUCAUCCAGUGAGUUCAUGUGUCGACCAAAUAACUGCACAUGCAUUCCUAAAACUUGGGUUUGUGAUGGUGAAGAGGACUGUAAAGAUGGUAGUGAUGAGAUCAAAGAAGAAUGCGAAAACUACAAAUGUCCUGAGUUUGACUUCAAAUGCGCUAAUGGUCACUGUAUUCAGAUGAUGUGGAAGUGUGAUGGGGAUAAUGACUGCGGAGAUCACUCUGAUGAGUUGAGAUGUCCUCAGCAGAAUUGUUCUAAUGGGGAAUUGCUGUGUAAAAAUGGGCAGUGUGUACCACUAGAGUGGAAAUGUGAUGGGGAGGACGACUGUGAGGACGGCACAGAUGAAGAGUGUACCCUGCAGGAUUGUGUGUCUGGGCAGCUUCAGUGCCAGGAUGGUACCUGCAUAUCAGACAUGUGGAAAUGUGAUGGUCAGAUAGACUGUGUCAAUGGAACUGAUGAAGAAAACUGUGGCUACAAGCAGUCAAAAUGCAGCAAGGAGCAGUACCAGUGUAAAAAAACUUUAAACUGCAUCAAGACAGAGUUUUUGUGCGAUGAAGAGAAUGACUGUGGUGAUUGGGAAGAUGAAAAAGGCUGCACCCAUUGUCCAAGAGGAGAAUUCAAAUGUGGCAGUGGAGUUUGUAUUAAUAAAAUUUGGUUGUGUGAUGGUGAUUACGAUUGUGAUGACAUGUCUGACGAAUCUAACUGCUUGUUACCCUGCACGAAUGAACAGUUCCGAUGUGAUAGCGGAUUUUGCAUUGAUAAGAAUAUGAAGUGCGACGGACAGAGGGAUUGUGCAGAUAACAGCGAUGAGAGGAACUGCAAGCCCAGGAAAUGUAAAUCAGACCAAUUUAGAUGUGAUAAUGGCAAAUGUUUGGGACUUCACAAAGUUUGCAAUGGUAGAAAUGAAUGUCAGGAUGGAUCUGAUGAAAUAGCAUGUGACACUCUAACUUCCUGUUCUGUCAACAAUGGAGGAUGUUCACACAACUGUAAGCCCACACCCCAUGGAGCCAGGUGCUGGUGUAAGUCUGGCUUCAAGUUGGCAGAGAACAGAACAUCUUGUGAAGAUAUUGAUGAAUGUUUGCUGACUGGAGCAUGUAGCCAGAUCUGUACAAAUGUAGCUGGCUCAUACAAAUGUUCUUGUGUGGCAGGCUAUCAACUUAAACCAGAUGCUAGAGGGUGCAAGGCACAAGGAGGAGAAGCAUAUCUAAUCUUUGCUAACCGUGUAGACAUCAGGAAGGUCACCCCAAACAAAACAAACUACACAUCCAUCCUACAAGGGCUGCAGAAUGCCAUUGCUCUAGACUUCCACCACAUUGAAGGCUUUGUGUUCUGGAGUGACGUUACGCUGGAUGUUAUUAAACGGGCUCAUUUGAAUGGCACUGGUGCCAUCAGUAUAAUUUCUGAUGGUUUGGAUAACCCAGGAGGACUUGCAGUAGAUUGGAUUCAUAACAAACUGUUUUGGACAGAUGCGGGCACAUCAAGAAUUGAGGUGGCUAACCUGGAUGGUACUUAUAGAAAAGUUAUUCUUUGGCACAAUUUAGAAAAACCAAGAGCCAUUGCAACCCAUCCUAAACAAGGCUUAAUAUUUUGGACUGACUGGGGCACUACUCCUAAAAUUGAACGAGCUGGGAUGGAUGGGAGCAGGAGGAUCGUCUUGGCCAGCACUUCCCUAUUUUGGCCUAAUGGGCUAACUGUUGACUACGCAGCCGAGCAGUUAUACUGGGCUGAUGCCAAACACCAUGUCAUUGAGUGUUCAGGUCUAGAUGGAUCUAAUCGAAGAGCUGUCAUUAGUGAAGGUCUCCCACACCCUUUUGCACUUACCAUAUUUGAGGAUGAACUUUAUUGGACAGACUGGUUUACUAAGAGUAUAUACAAAGCAAAUAAAUUUAAUGGCAAUCAUAUUGAGACAGUGCGGACCAGAUUGUUUUUUCCCAUGGACAUUCACACAUUUCACCCCCAGAGACAACCACAUGCUGUAAACCUGUGUGGACCAAACAAUGGUGGAUGCAGCCAUCUUUGUCUACCCAAUGAGGUCAACUUCACCUGCUCAUGCCCAACUGGGCUUGUCUUGAACAAAGACAUGAAGAACUGUGCUGAAGUCAUGGACACGUUUGUCCUAUUUUCUACCCAAAACGACAUCAGACGCAUAUCACUGGAUGUAGGAGAACUAACAGACGUUGUCAUACCUUUGGGUGGCAUUGAAAGUGCUGUGGGUGUAGAGUUUGAUAGCUUCACAGACAAAAUAUACUGGUCAGACAUUGGUGCUGAUAACAUUGGUGAAGCAUCGUGGGAAGGAAAAAAUGCCAAGAUAAUUAUUGGCACAAGUUUAGAUUCCCCAUCUGGAAUUGCUUUAGAUUGGGCUGGUCACAACUUGUAUUUGACGGACAGUGGGAAUGACAGAAUCGAAGUCUGUUCUGUUGAAUCAGGUCUUAGAACAGUUCUUGUUUGGAGAGACUUGGAUCACCCUAGAGAUAUUGUUGUUCAUCCAGAGAAAGGCCUCAUGUUUUGGACUGAUCUUGGCAAGUCAGCCAGGAUAGAGAGGUCAGGUAUGGAUGGGAGUGAACGCCAGAUUUUGCUCAGCAAUGACAUCACCUGGCCAAAUGGACUUAGCUUGGACUUUGAAACUGACCGCUUGUAUUGGGUUGAUGCAGGGACUCACACUCUUGAGUCAUGUGCACUUGAAGGCAAUGAUAGAAAGGUGGUCAUCUCAUCAGGCCUGCAGCACCCGUUUGGCAUCACAAUCUACGACCAAAAUGUCUACUGGACGGACUGGGAUGCUGGCAGCAUCUUUUAUGCAGACAAAAUCACAGGCUUAAGGAAAGGCGUUCUGGCUUCAGGCUUUGGACACAUCAUGGACCUAAAAGUUUUUCAUAGGACCAGAAAGAAGGUGCCAACAGAGUGCAGCAUCAAUAAUGGAGGGUGUAGUCACAUAUGCUUGAUUGCCCCAGCACCUAGAGGACAUGCUUGUGCUUGCCCUACUGGAAUUAUACUGAAAAGUGAUGGUAAACAGUGUAAUACUUUGAUGCGCAACUUUUUGAUCUUCACACGGCGCCAGGAUAUAAGAAGAAUUUCUCUAGAAGUUGAAUAUUAUGUGGAUGUUGUCAUACCAGUGGGGGACCUCAGGAAUGCUAUAGCUAUUGAUGUUGAUGUUUUAGAAGGUAAAAUGUACUGGACAGACACAGUUCUAGACAAAAUCUCAAGGGCAAAUUUAAAUGGAUCCAAUGUAGAAAGGAUCAUAGAGCAUGGUAUCCACACAGCUGAUGGCCUGGCUGUUGAUUCUGUUGGACGCAAGAUCUACUGGACAGAUGAUGGUCACAACCUCAUCCAGGUUUCAAAUUUAGAUGGAAGUAUGAGAAGUGUUCUAUUAUAUGAAGAUCUGGACAAACCCAGAGCCAUUGCACUGCAUUAUGAUAAAGGCUACAUGUUUUGGACUGACUGGGGAAAAUAUGCGAGAAUUGAGAGAGCUGAUAUGAAUGGUAACAACAGAGUUGUCAUCAUAUCAGAUGGCAUUGUAUGGCCUAAUGGGCUGACCAUUGACAGACCAACACAAAGAAUCAUUUGGGCUGAUGCCAGUACUGAGUUGAUAGAAUGUUCUGACCUGUUUGGGAAAAAUCGUCGUAAAUUGGUUGCCAAAGUCCAACACCCAUAUGGCCUGACAGUAGCUGGAAAUUCAAUUUACUGGACGGAUUGGAGGGAGAGUUCCAUACACAAGGCUAACAAGAACUUUGUUGCUAAUGUAACAAAGAUAAGGGAUAACUUACCUGGCAUUAUGGAUAUUCAUGCUGUACAGAUUGAUGGCAUACAAACACAUGUGAAUCGUUGUGGAACAAACAAUGGAGGCUGCAGCCAUUUAUGUCUACCUCACCCUAAAGGAACCUCAUGUGCUUGUCCUACAGGCAUACUGCUAAAGAAAGAUGGCAAAACAUGCUAUGAUGCUCCAAGUAAAUACUUGCUUUUUGCUUCAAGAGGAAGUAUCAGGCGCAUCUCUUUAGACAAGCCUGAUCUAACAGAUGUUCACCUGCCCUUACCAGACCUGCAUAAUGUCAUCGCCCUUGACUUUGAUUAUCUAGACAGUAUGGUGUAUUAUACAGAUGUCUACCUUGAUGUUAUAAGGAGAGCCUCUCUCAAUGGCAGUCAGUGGGUGGAGAAUGUUGUCCAGAAAGAACUGGCCACUACAGAUGGGCUUGCUGUAGACUGGAUAGCCAGGAACUUGUAUUGGACAGAUUCUGGCCAUGAUGUUAUUGAAGUUUCACGCCUGGAUGGGUCCAGUAGAAAAACAAUCAUCCAUGAAGAUUUGUUUGAGCCCCGAGCACUUGCAUUGUUUCCUAGAAAAGGAUUGAUGUUUUGGACUGAUUGGGGAAAUGAGCCUAAAAUAGAACGAGCUUAUUUGGAUGGAUCCACCAGAAAAGUUAUCAUUAAUAGUGAAUUAGGUUAUCCCAAUGCCUUAUGUAUAGACUAUGAUACGAUGAGGUUGUAUUGGGUUGAUGCCAAGUUAGACAAAAUUGAGACGUCAGAUCUGGCAGGGAGAAACAGGGUGACUCUACUGCAGCAAGUCCCACACCCAUUUGGUCUUACAGUGUUUGAGGAGUUCAUCUACUGGACAGAUUGGCAGACAGAGAAACUGGAGAAGGCCAGUAAAAAAGAUGGCAAGCAGAGGAUGGUCGUACAGGGUGGGCUGGAAGGGUUGAUGGAUGUGCAUGUGGUUUCACCACAGAGGCAGACAGGGACCAACAAAUGUGGUAAAUUAAAUGGUGGCUGUUCCCACCUCUGCUUUGCUAGACCUGAUGGUUAUGUGUGUGCUUGUCCCAACCAACAGGACUCCAGACCGUGUAGUAGGCAAAAGAAUUCCAAUAUUAUCAACAUUGACAUCAAUCAGGCACAUCCUUGCUCUACUGAAGACUUAUCUCUGGGGAUCUGUGAAAAUCCUCUCUACUCUUCUGUUUCUGAAGGUUCUGAAGACAACAAGACUGUUGGCCCUUACAUUGCUGUAGCCGUUACUCUCACUGUCCUGCUUGUGGUGGCUGCUUUUGUGCUGAUAUUUUGGAAAAGACAGCGAAGGCGGCAUUACAAUGUGGAAGGGUUUUCUGGGCUGACCUAUGCAAACCCCACCUACCAGAAAGCCAGCACAGAGACUAUAGACUCUGAGAAUAACACGUGUAAAAAUUUUCCACUUUUCCGCUACCAUGCAAGCGAGGAACACAUAACGUCAUGUUUGAGCGAUGUGGAGACUGUUGCAAGCAAUAUGGAAACUGCUGCUCUGGUGACCCCUCACACUAAAAGAGGGAAUUCUGGUGCAGAAAGUACCUUGAAGCUAUUAGCCAUUAAACCAAGACAAAAUGGCAGUUUAAACGCCGAGCCAAAAUAAUCAACCACCUGAACAAGUAACUUUUUACUAUCUGUGAUAUGUACAUACACAUUAUUCUAUACAGUCUUUUUUACAUUUUGUAUGGUUCAACUAAUGACUCAUAGAUUACACAUAUGAAUGCAUAUUUGUAUGUUUAUGUAAUCAACAUGUAUGUAAUUACAGCUUCUAUGUUACAAUUUAUGUAAUAUGUGUUAGGUGUAGCUGGUGACAUAAAAAGGUAUAUAGUUUUUUUAAAGUGUUCUUUAAUAGCCAUGCUAAAAUAGAAAUGAUUGUCUGGCGCCACUUAGAAUUAAGUCUUUGUCUUUGUUGUUCAUAAGAAUCUGCUCUAUUCUAGCAGCCCAAUCAAAGAUGUUUUAAAAGCAUUUAGAGAUCAUGUUUCAUACAAAAUGUGUGAGAAACACAGUUUUUUAGCUUGAAAUCAGUGAAGUUAUUCUAAACCAGUAUUUGAUUGUUCGUGUAUAUCGGUGAAAGGGGUCUUGUUUACAAUGAUUUAUGUUAAAAUAGAUGAAAGUUCUUUUUAAAUUUUUAAAAUCCAUUUUUAUGUAAUUGAAGGUGUGUUGUAAAGUUAUAUCAUGACAAAUGUCUUGUAAAAAAAUAAUUUUUAAAUCAAUUAUCUCAUAUAUCACCAGGUUAAUAACUUGAAUUUAAAGUUAGCUAAAACUAAGUGUUCUUUUAUCUCUGUUGAAAUCAGAACUAUUUGAAAGUUUAAUAGUAAACCAUACUUUCAUUCAUUUUUAAACAAUUUUUUAAUUAAUGUAACAUUAAUAAAAGUCAGUCAUCAUAAAUAUUUAUAACCUGAAUUUCGCUGAGUGACUACAUACUUUACAGCUAAUCCUGAUUGUCUUACGUCUAGACUAAAUGCUGACCUUAAAAAAAUUAUUUUUGUAAUUAAUUAAUGCUUUAGCACACUUGGUUCAGAAUUUUUUAACUUCUUUAUUCAGGUUGCUCAAAUAAUUCUCUAAUUAAUUGUCAUUAUCCAUUGUUCCCACCAAACUGACUACAUAUUUUUUUUAGACCCAACAUGAUUUGUGUACAUGUUGAAAUAUUGUCUAAGCAGGAAGGAACGUCUAGUAAAAUAAUGUGUAAAGAAUUGGAGAGCAAAAUGUCGGUCGGGGCUGUGGUUUUUUUAAAAUAGAAAAUAGUGUGUGCAUCCCGUUAAAAUUCAGCUAACUUUAAGUGUAUUUUGUUUAAAAUGGUUAUAGAAUUUACACAUGGUAGAUUUUUCCCUGGGAAGUUUUGUUGAAUUAAUUUGUUAAGCAUAUAUUUUUUAUGGAAGUUAAUCCAAAACUUGGUUUCUGAAUAGCACUAACAUGGUAGAUUUUGGCUAAUUUUUGUAUAGCCAAUUUGUUAAGUAUAUAUUUUAUUUUAAAGAUAAUCGAAAACCUGAUUUCUUUAAAGCAUUAACAUGUUAGAAGUAAUAUCUGGAAAGAUUUAUUUUUAGUAAAAUUGUUAAGUAAAUAUUUUAAAUGGUUAUAGAGUUAACAUGGUAGAUACCUGACAAAAUCUGUAGCUAUUAAACGAUUUGUUAAGUAAUUAUUUUAUUUAAACUAAAUCUUAAACCUUGUUUCUGUUCAGCAUUAAUAGUGUAGAUAUAUCAGUUUUAAGUAAUUAUUUUAUUUGAAAGUUGUGUGUGUACUAUAGCCAAAUAUUUUUUUUUCAAGGUAGAUAUCAGGGAAGUUUGGUUUGGUAAAAUUAAGUAAAUAUUUUAAAGUUUUACUAACACCAGGUUUGAAUUGGCUACAGCAUUAUCAUGGUAGAUAUCAGGAAGUUUAACUUAAGUCAGUAUGUGAUAGUUUGUGUUCUCUGGCUAACACUCAGGACUCAGGGGGUUUUCUAAAGAAUCUAGUGUGGACGUGCACUGUUCUGUGUGGUGUUGAUGUGUAUUAUUCAAUGUGAUGUUGAUGUGUACUGUUCAACACUUUUAUGUUUUGUUUCUUAAAUAUAUAUACUCAGGCCAGUUGCUGAUUAAAGUUAAUUUUAAAACAAUGUUUUUAACAGUUAUUGUAUUUUACAAAUAAUAAUUUAAUGAACUUAACUUAAAAUAUUGUUUUACACGUGGUUCAUUUCUAAACAGUAAAAUAAUUUUUUUAAGCAUGGUGUAUAAUGUGUGGUAUUUCAGUAAAUACUGAUCCAUUAUUGGAAGUAGAUUUAGACAUUUUGUUUUGGUCAUGUAUACACAGUUUUUUUUUUUUUUGUGAUUUAUAUUUUUUUGUCACAUAUAGACAGUUUAUUUGUGAUUUUUGUUUUUUUUAUACAUAUAAUAUGGUUGUAAUUUUAACUGUGAAUGGCAUUUGCUGGUUGCUAAUGAAGUUGUAACUGGGAUGGAUGGGUAUUGUCCACACCAGUUAUUACUUGGCAAUUUACUGAACUAAAUACCAAAAACAUUAUUAGUUAUCAGAAUGCUCGCUAAAUAUAUUAUUUAAUGGUUACCUCAUGUUUAUACCCUAUAGUGAAAUCUAACACUGUUAUUUUUAAGGUAGAUGUUUUAAAUGCAUGGUAUCAAAAUUUCUUUUUUAAAUAUUGUAAAAGUUAAAUGUCUCAACUUUUUAAACCUAACCCCUUUGGGAGGCUACUUGUAUCCUAAAUUACCAAAGAAAAAUAUGUUUUUUUUUUGGCUGUAAUUUUUGUGGGUAAUAACUAAUAUAACAGUUUAUCAUUAUAAAAUAAAACUGAUACAUUUUGAUAACUGUUUUGGUCAUCAAUGGAUUGAAAGUUAUUUGAAAUUGAAAUUCUAAAAAUGUCUUAACAUUAGUAAAUUAUUGAAUAAGCUUUUAAUAAUGUUGAUAUUUUAUUCCAUUCAUCCAAUCAAAUUGAUGAUUUAAAGUGAUUUUUUUGUAAAAAUUUAAUUUUUUUUUCUUGCUGGUCUAGUGCAGCUUAAAACAGUCGGAUUGCAAGGUUGUGAUCUGAAGUUGCUAAACUACUUUUUGAUAAGAUUUGUUUUACCUCUUGCCUUGACUGUUUCUUUACCCUUUUGUUUUACUAUACCAGCAGUAGAAUACAUUUUAUGCUUCGGAAAACAUUAGCUAAAAUUUUGAACAGUAAUUUUUUAAUUUAUUUUUCCUUCAAUCUUUUCCAUUAAAGUAAAAAUAAACUUCAAAUUAAAAAAAAAAAAAAAAUUGAAGUAUAGAAAUGUAUGGGCCGAUAACUUGACUUGUUGAAAACAUUACUCAAAAUGAAAUCAAAAUGAGUGUACAUACAUCGUGGGAUUGUAUCUAUACAGUAUGUACAUAUUCAUUUUUACCUUAUUAUAUAUAUGCAUGUAGUAGUAUAUUACUAUGAUACUUCCUAGUUAUGUAUAUUUUUAUCAGCUACAAUUGAUAGGGAUAGGAUUUUGUUUAGUGCAUGAACUUAAAUUCUACUCAGUUUGAUUGUAGGUAAGCUAGAGGUUAUACUAUUCUUUGGAUGUUAAUCAUGGACACUUUUGGUUUUCCACUUUGGCCUAUUUGAAAGCAAUGCAAGAUGUGUCUGAGCUUAGCUGCUGAUGUAGAUUAAAUUUGAUAGUCCAAUUCAGCUUCUUUUGUUUUGAGAUUCAUUUUUUAAAUCACUAGUUUUGAGUCAUUUUUGUAAAUUCUGAAUACUACAUUGUAAAUCCACAAUUGUGAUUGGUGCUAUUUCAUUUUAUUUUCUUCUACCCAAUAUUUAUUUCAUCUUUAUUAAACACAUGCAUUGUAAAUGAGGCAAAGUGAAAACUUUUUUUUAAAAACUUUGGCACAAUACAAAACUAAUUUUCAAUUUUACAGUAAUGUACUGCACCAAAGGAGACAUUAAAAGCAGAGUCUUUUGUUACAAAGUUUAGACACAAAUACAUUUGUUGAAUGGCCUAAAUAUGUAAUUUUGACCAUGGGUAUUCUGACCCUGUUGAUUCUACUCCUAUUAAAUAAAAAUAGGUUUAUGGAACUAUAUCAACAAACUGUAAUAAAUAAUAAGUAACCAGCAGUUUUCACUGUUAUUAAUAUAUAGGUCAUUUUCAUAUUACCAAAUAUAUUUAUCCACAUUUGAAUGUUUUUAAAUGUUUAUGUUGCAUUUUAUUAUUACAUGCAAUUAAUACAUCAGUUAGGAAUGUGAUGUUUAAUAUUUAGAAUUUAAAUAUUACUUUUUUUGUUUAUUAAUAGUUUACAAAGGGAGGCAAUCAGGCCACAAUUUUUUAAAAACACAAUUGUUCUGAGACUAAAAAUUCUAUACUGUUCUUAAAAUGGUAAAGACAUUUCAGAAAUUAAUCUACACACACAUUGUUCAAUCUAUAGUGGUAACUGCUGAAAUGUCAGAUCUCAAAAGUAUGGUUUACAGAUUACAUUUCAGCUUCUUAGAAUCUUGUUAAAACAUAUUUUAACACUUUAUCUGUUGUAAGCCAAGCACAUUUUCCAUGAAAUUCAUGACCAGCAAUUUGAUGUAUUAAUAAAAAACAACAUGGCUGUUCAGGUUUAUAUGGUAAAUUAAGUGAAUAAUUCAAUGUUUUUUGUUCGAACCCUCUGGCAGAUAAGGCACGAUCCCUUCUAACACCAAAAAUUAAGAACGAAGAAGAAGGUUUUUUGUGAAAACUAAAAUAGAAUAUCUUUCUCAGCACAAGGUGGGGGGUACACAUUUUCUAGAAAGUUCCCCAAAACUCUGCCAGUGUGUCAAACAUUAUCUAAUUCAUUUAUGUUUUGUUCAUUUUAUUUGUUGUAGUCCACAGUUGUGAACAAAAUUGUCAUUUUUCUUCUUCUGCUACUGUAUUAGCCCUACUCCUUGAAUUACAGUCAAACAUCACUAAGUAUCUGUUAGUCAGGCCUAAUCCCUCCCCUCCCUCCCCCA
Molecule: messenger RNA, 10441 nt
Organism: Physella acuta
Lineage: Eukaryota; Metazoa; Mollusca; Gastropoda; Physidae
Product: low-density lipoprotein receptor-related protein 4
Molecular function (GO): calcium ion binding; protein binding
Source: RefSeq, a predicted model, not a curated record